Messenger RNA from Lynx canadensis (Canada lynx), 713 nucleotides. It is a transcript of the gene HYPK, whose product is annotated as huntingtin interacting protein K. The transcript is spliced from 4 exons. The record is from RefSeq and is a predicted model, not a curated record. Gene Ontology annotation, biological process: protein stabilization; negative regulation of apoptotic process. Bases 279 to 644 code for a protein of 121 amino acids. NCBI's taxonomy places the organism in Eukaryota, Metazoa, Chordata, Mammalia, Carnivora, Felidae.
UCUAGGUGAAGAGAAGGAUGUCUGUCGGUUGGGAAGUCCUGGAGUGGUGAUGGGCUAGGUGUGGGAGAGGGCCUUGGAGAAAACAAUACUAGAACACUGGAAGGAAGUCCUAGAGACGACCUGUUGUCCUGGCUGAAGCUUCUAGAAUCCAAAACAUUAAUGAAGGUGUGGCCCGAAGCCAGCCCCGCCUCGUCCUCUCCGGGCGGAAGUUUCGGGGCAGUUACCGGAAGUCUUCGUGAGGUGGGGCGGGGCCUUUGCGGCAGCACGGUGGGAUCAGUAUGGCUACCGAGGGGGAUGUGGAGCUGGAGUUGGAGACUGAAACCAGCGGCCCAGAGCGGCCUCCGGAGAAGCCACGGAAGCAUGACAGCGGUGCGGCGGACUUGGAGCGAGUCACCGACUACGCGGAGGAGAAGGAGAUCCAGAGUUCCAAUCUGGAGACGGCGAUGUCCGUGAUUGGAGACAGAAGAUCCCGGGAGCAGAAAGCCAAACAGGAGCGGGAGAAGGAACUGGCCAAAGUCACCAUUAAGAAGGAAGAUCUGGAGCUGAUAAUGACAGAGAUGGAGAUCUCACGAGCAGCAGCAGAACGGAGCUUGAGGGAACACAUGGGCAAUGUGGUAGAGGCUCUUAUUGCCUUAACCAACUGAUCUUUGCUUUCUCAGACCCACUCACUGGAUUAUUUUAUUUCAAUAAAGACUUAUUCUUAUUUUGCAAUU